Molecule: messenger RNA, 978 nt
Organism: Closterium sp. Naga37s-1
Lineage: Eukaryota; Viridiplantae; Streptophyta; Zygnematophyceae; Desmidiales; Closteriaceae
Source: the annotation of a GenBank genome assembly
AUGGCUUCAAGUGCCACUGCAUGUCGGAAGGCCAUCAACGGCAGAUGCAGGUUUUCGCCGGAAACGCUGUUUAAGGAAGGGCAGAAGAAGAAGCGGGAGCGCGCGGAGCUGGUGGGGGAAGAGCGACACGAGAAGGAGAUUCAGGAGCAGAUCGAACGGGCGAGAUCGAAGCAGCCGCAGCCGGAGGAUGCGGAGGCGAAGGAUGCGGAUCCGGAGAAGAAGGUCCUGCAGCGUGAUCCCAACGCGGGGGAGAAAAUCGCGUUUGCGUUCGGGGGCUUGGGGGGAGGAGGUGGAGGGAGUGGGUCGUCUGGAGUGCAAAAGACAGGUGGGGGUCAGAAAGCAGGAGGGAGCAGCGCAGCAGCAGCAGCAGCUGCAGGUGGUGUUGGUGGUGGUGGCUUACAGGUGGAGAGUAAAGCAGGAGCAGCGGUGUUUGGUGUAGAAGAUGAUGAUGAUGUUGAUGGGGAUGAUAACGGGGUUGCGGUGGGGAAAAAAGCAAGGCGAGUUGGGGAGAAUGGGGAUAAAGGAGGGUCCAAAUCAGGUGGUGGCCCUGCUGCGGGAGGAACCCUAGCAGCGUUGAUGGAAGAGCAGGAGAGGGCAAAGGAGAGGGCGAAUCGGAAGGACUACUGGCUUACAGAGGGCAUUGUGGUGAAGAUAAUGAGUAAAGCGCUCAAGGAGAAAGGGUAUUAUAAACAGAAAGGCGUGGUGCUGCGAGUGAUUGAUAGAUACGUUGGAGAGAUUAAGACGCUGGAGGAGGGGCAUGUGGUAAGGGUGGAUCAAGAGGAGUUGGAAACGGUGCUGCCGCAGAUUGGAGGGGUGGUGAGGGUUGUGAAUGGGGCGUACAGGGGUUCCCUGGCAAAGCUGGUGGGUGUUGACACGGAGAAGUUUUGUGCUAAGGUGGAAAUUCAGAAGGGUGCGUUCGAUGGGAGGGUGAUUCCAAGGAUUGAUUAUGAGGAUAUUUGUAAGGUGCAUGUGAAGUGA